UAGGGUGCUAUUUAGAGAACAAAAGGGCUCUGUUAGAAUUUGUACAAUAAAGAAUGCAGUCCACAAGCCAGCUUGAAUCUUUAUACAUGAUCAAAAAGGAAUGUUGCAAACAGGCCGAAAAAAUACAAAUUCCUUGAUGAUGAAAUAGAUAAAUACAUUUCGUUUGCGGUGUUGGCAAGUAAAUGCUUGAUUCGUAUAAAAGCCAUAUCCCGCUGAGCGCUGAAAUCAAAUAAACGCGGGAUUCAAAUAAAUGCCGGAUUCAAGUAGAUACCGGAUUCAAAUAAAUGCCGGAUUCAAAUAAAUGCCGGAUUCAAGUUGAUACCGGAUUCAAAUAAAUGCCGGAUUCAAAUAAACGCCGAAAAUACUACACAAUUCAAGAAUUCGAUUAAAACUCCAGUUCUCAAAACCAAAUGUGCAUGUAGUCUCACUUUUGUGAUCGUUUACUUUUGUAAAAACUAACUUUAAAUAACCUAUAUACAAUAACAAUAACUAAAAACGCCGGGUUCAGAUACCUAAGCGCCGGAUUCUUAUCAACGCUUGAUUCGAUAUAAUGAAUCGGGCCUUGUCAAAAACUUCGUUUUUUGCAUAAUGCUGCAAUUUUUAUUCUGAUAAAUUUAGUUAAGUCCUAACUGUAUCGCCAUUACUUUAAACUUGCAAGUUAAAAAAGCUAAAAAAUUUUGACAAACUUACCCGAACUCAGCAAAUCCAAUUUUUUAUUGAUAAACAAAAUUACUCGUCAUUAAUCAGUUUUAAUAUCUUUGUUUUCUCCCUUCAUUCAAAAAAUCGUUAGAGACAACUUGGUUGUUAUCAAUCUAUGUCACUUCAAUCUUGAAUUAUAUUAUAAUAUCUUUUUAGGUAUUGUUCCAGCGUUAAGUUUUAUCAGUUGAGGUACCAAAAUGUAUUUCUAGCUGAUAAGAUGCACGGAAAUUUUGCUAUUUCCAAACAUGUUUCGUUUUUAAACAAUCUUUUCAUGGUACAGAAUUUCAAAAUGGCGUUUGCUUAUUCAAUUCCAUUUUAUAUUCAGUUUUCCACACAGUAUUUUGAAGAAUUAUCGUUAUUUGCAGAAGUUGUGAUUUUCCAUUUUUUCAAUCUUCAACCCCAAAUCAUAGAAUGAUAAUUUCGUCUGCCCCCAAAAAAACUAGAAGCAUUAUUUUACUUCUUUUAUGUCGUUAAUUUUUUUAUUUAAUUACAAGUCUUUGAUGUUUACAAAAGUUUUUUCUAAUUACUCAAACCUUUAAGAAACCGGAAACAAAACAACGUAGUCUUUGUAAACAUUUUUUUGCAAUCACAAACUGGAAAAUGCAUCAAAUUUCUCGAUUUUAGUGUUCCUUAUUCAAUUCAAAAUCGUGAUUACGCCCAUUGUGCAGUUUUGUGUAAUUUCAUUAAAAUUACUAUUCGAUCCGCAAUUUUUAUGGGUGUUUAAAUUUAAUAAUGACUUUAAUAAAGGCAUUAUAACGCAUGCCAGAGCUUCUCGUCUAACACACUUCACAGCAUAAAACCUCAAAUAGGCGAUAAAAAUCCCAAGCUAGGAAAUAGAUAUAUAUAUAUAUUUGAAACCUCCUGAAGAGUGAGUUACUCACGAAACAGGCUUGUAGAGAUAAACCAUGUAGUUUUACUUUUUUCAACUAUAUGAUAUAUCACGCUCUACGUGCUAACGUAUUGAGCACUGUGCUACGGAAGUAUCAAAAGACAAAUUUCUAUAUAUACAUAUAUAUGUAUUCAAAAGCUCUAGACUGUAAUGUUUUUUAAAUAUUUAAAUAGAUGAUCAGUAAAAAAACAACUUAAUUAACGUUUCGCAAUAUGCUUCUUCAGAAUAUUUGAAGAAUGAUUCAGAAUAUAUAUAGAAUGCUUCUUUAUUGUUUCUUCAAGUUGUUUUUUUACUGAUCAUCUAUAUAUAUACACCCAGUUGCGGAUCGAAAUAGGCCAAUCAAAAAGAGGUCAUUACAUUGUUCAAGGGUGAAAAAUAUGUCUUAAAAUGAUUAAGUAUGUCUUACAAUAUCUGCUCUUUUAAACUUACGCUUCUCUCUUUUUAUUCCCUUUUUCCAUUUGAUGCUACCAACACGAACGUUCUAUUGGAGCAUUGGAUUCCUUUUGGUUUUCACGAAAUCGACGAGAGCCGAGCGUUGUAUCAAAUAAAAUGGAUUUGCAAAAACUCCACAGCCAACUGCAGUCGAUAUCUGCACAACAUCAGAUGCUCAUCAAAACCCUUAGCAGCAAUGAAGAGGAGGCAAGGAAAGAGAAGAUAAGAAAUGUCCAUGAUGAAGUCACUUCAUUCAAUCGAGAACAGAAACAACUGAUUGAGAAAAUCCGCAAAUCAGUUAAGAUGGAAAAUCUCACCAAGUAUAAAAAUGGAGAAUUUCAGUCAAAGAAAACGAUCAAGAUUAUUCCAGACAAAUCUCCAAAGGCUGCACCAAGCAUAACUAUUAAAGUGCCAAAGCUAGAAAUCAUACAGGAGAAGAAUGCUAAGAAAGAGGAGGAUUUUAAAGUUUGGAAAACCGAAAAGUCAUCCACUGUAAAGUCGAAGAACCAUUCUGCUGAACAAGAUUCAUUUUUGGAGAAACUUGGCCUUGUCAAUCAGGAACGAUAUGCAGAAAUGAGAUUCAAACAGCACGAUAGAAAGCGAAGAACACGAAACAUUCCAAGCUAUUUGCUUCUGUUUUCCACUGACAGUGACAAGUGUUAUGAAUCGCCACCUGAUUCUUCAGAUACCGAGGAUCUUGAUGUCAGUUUUGGAACCAAGCGCAAACGAGAUGGUCCAAGUAGCUGCAGUUUGCUACCCGUGAAGAAGAAACGGCGCAAAGAAAAACACCAGGAACCGAUUUCCAUGAGCUCCAAAAUUGUAACAUCGACAGAGGGGAUUGACAUUCACGAUUUCCACGAAAUUACUUGUUCCGUGUGCAGAGACGCUGGAAACUUACUCAUGUGUGACACAUGUGAUCGUGUGUACCACUUAUCGUGCCUUGAUCCCCCACUGUCAAAAGUACCACCAGGAACAUGGUUCUGUCCUAAAUGUUUGGAACGUUUAAAGGAUUUCAAAAGCCCAGAUAUUGAGGAGAUGAAACGUAAUAAAGAAUCAUUUAUAGAGUAUAAGCAAGAAAUCGAUAAAAAGCGACGUGACACGUUAAACGCGGCACUGGAAAUUCGUAGAAAACGGCAUAAUUUUGGGACGCAGAUUCGGCAGUUCACCGCGUCAAUAGCGAAUCAAGAGCAAGCAAGAAAAGCGUCACAAGAAAACAUCGAACAACUAAAAGUUUCUUUACUAAGAAUGAAAACUUUUUUGUCAUUGAUCAAAGUAAGUUGAUUUAUCUACCCUUCAAGAGCAACCAAUCAGGCCAACACAACAAUGACCAGGUUUGCUCAAGCAACCAGAGAGCGAUGACAUCUUCGUGGUCUGCUUAUUUAUACCGCGUAUCACAAUUUCGUUAUUAUAGGUCUGUUAAUUGCCACCCUCAUCAAGGUGUCAGGUAUUUGGUAUCAUUUUUUACUUGUUGCGUAAAACCUGUGUCGAUGUUAUGUUUGUAACUUUUAAUACUUGAAAACUGCAUUUAAAUACAUUAUUGUAAGAAUUUUUUUAAAGUUAUUGUGAAUGUAGUAAUUUCUUGGAGGAGUGACAAAAAUUAGGGAAAGAUUAGAAGAAAAACAUUUUAGUUGACAACUCUAUUUAGAUCGAAAGAAGAAAAUUAUAUUCUUUGAACUGCGCAUACUUUUUGAUAGAUGCGACUCCUUAAGGUCUAACUAAAAAUGAAGAUAUUUUGGUUUUGAGAUAAACGCCCAAAGCAUCAGUUAUAUAGCAGUAGAUAGAUUCAGUUAUAAUUAAGGUAGUAAAAUGUUUAUAUAUUAAAAAGCGCUUAAUCCAGUUUUCAAGUGGCUCAAGACACCCCUUUCAAUUGGCUUGCAAGUGCCAAAGUUUGGUGCAUGUCAUAUUUCAGACAGUCACGUACGCCUUUAUUGUAAGAAAACUAAAUUGAUAUAGGUACAAUUUUUCAGAAAUUUAGACUACAGUAAAGUGUAGCUUAAUUUAAUAUAAAGCAUGGCAAAUAUAAUCAUGAGUUAACAAAUACGCUGUUUCAGUUACUCCUGGAAAAAUCUAAAGGCCCUGUUACAUGGUUGGAAUUAUCCAUCAGAUAUUCAUCAGAUAUUAAUGAUAUGGGAUAUUCUAUUGUACAAUGUAACAUAUACUUUAUUUUUGUACAUAGUUGAAUCAUAGGUCUUAGUAUUUGAUGGAUAUGUAAUAAAACAGUGCGUCAAUUUAACGAGGUCUUAGCUGCGAAUUUCACAAUUGCAAACCAGGCAAGAUGGAAAUAGAUUGGAAAUCGCCUUUUGAAAGUACUUUUUGGAAUUCAUUUUGCAGACUAGGAUCAUUAUAACUGUAGCCUUGUGCAAAAUAUAUUAAAGCCUAGGUCUCAUGGAUAGACCUUCUUACGAUUACAGUGAAACCUUCACGUGACGGAUACCUCCACUGGACCUUAUUGAUGGAUUUCCGUUUUGUUGGGGUUGCUUCUACAAAUCUUUGACUGCAGGAUAACGAUUUUGGAAUGAAUUUAUUUGUGCGUUGUCUUGAGAUGUCUGUUUAAAAGGAAGGAGUUUAUUGUUGGGAGGUGUCUGCUGUUUUAAAGUGUCCAUUAUUCGAAUAUAAGCUUAUAAGCUCGUGUCUAUUACUUAAAGGAGUCCGCUAUUUUGACGUCUCCAUGACUGUGUCGUUAUUUUAACGUGUCCGUUAUUGGUAUGUGUCCGUUUUAGAUAGUGUCCGUUGCUGAAAAGUGCCCGCUAUUUUGACGUCUCCAUGACUAGAAUGUGUCGUUUUUUAACUUGUCCGUUAUUGGCAUGUGUCCGUUUUAGAUAGUGUCCGUUGCUGAAAAGUGUCAGCUAUUUUGACGUCUCCAUGACUAGAAUGUGUCUUUUUUUAACGUGUCCGUUAUUGGUAUGUGUCCGUUUUAGAUAGUGUCCGUUGUUGAAAGUGUCCGCUAUCUAGACGUCUCCAUGACUAGAAUGUGUCGUUUUUUAACGUGUCCGUUAUUGGUAUGUCUACGUUUUUGAUAGUGUCCGUUGUUGAAAAGUGUCCGCUAUUUUGACGAAUCCGUGACGGGAAUGUUUUGUUACAUGCCUUGUCCGUUUUUUGAAGGUUUCUGCUAUAGGAGGAUGUCCGUUAUUGCAAGUAUGUUUUCCGCUUUGUAAAGGUGUCCGUUUCUGGAAAGUGCACGUCAUUGAAAGAUUCACUGUUUAUCCUAGAUGUGGCAUUGUUCAAACUCUACUGUCACGGAUCUAAACACUCACGUUUCUAAAUAUUUAUUAUGUAGCAGCGUUCUUGACGCUUAAAUUGAUAUUCAGUUUCAAUUAAUGUGCAAAGAAUUAACGCUAGUAUUAGUCUGGUGUUGAGAAAUAGAUUUUACCUUGUUGUGUUUUUGCAAUUGUAUUUAAAAUUUUCAUUGAUUUCGCAAAAUUCCAAUAACAUUAUUCAAGUUCAAGCAACUUUGUUUUUCUGCGACGAAACAGAGCAAGUCUUUGUUGUAGAUUCUUGUUGCAAAAUGCUGUAUCAGUUAUAUUAGACAGCGAAUUUUGCAUAACAUUCUAGCAAACUGGGUAACCGAAGUUUUUAAAGUUUAAAUCAUAAGAGUAAAGGCCACUGAUCAUUUUAAGCUCUGGGAACAUUCUAGCAAAUGACCGGAAGUUGCGUUUCCGGAAGCAUGAAAAAUGCACGGUCAGCAAAAUUUCAAUUUUCAAACUUUUCAAAAUCUGGUGACACUAUCGGAAAGAACAUGCAAAACUGAGCAAAAGAUUUAAAAAGAGCAAUGUGAUCUGACCUAUAAGCAAAAAGUUUUUUUUGUUGAUUUCCAUUCGCUUUAACUGCAAUGUGGCAAAUUUGAUUUGCCUUCUUUGAAACCGAAGUAAGCUACUUGCCAGAACCCUGGCUUGUCGACCGAUGGCCUAAUCUAAAGUAUGCAGCCAUUAGGAACUUUCCCAUAUUUUAUGAUAUUGAUACAACAGAGAAG
Messenger RNA from Rhopilema esculentum, 5990 nucleotides. RefSeq names its product PHD finger protein 21A. The record is from RefSeq and is a predicted model, not a curated record. Lineage: Eukaryota; Metazoa; Cnidaria; Scyphozoa; Rhizostomeae; Rhizostomatidae.